Messenger RNA from Eruca vesicaria subsp. sativa (arugula), 186 nucleotides. The record is from the annotation of a GenBank genome assembly. Lineage: Eukaryota; Viridiplantae; Streptophyta; Magnoliopsida; Brassicales; Brassicaceae.
AUGGUUCGAUACUCCACUGUCUUUUUCUUUGAUUUGAAAAUCGGGAGGAGCUCAUCCGUUCAGGCACGCGUCCUACGGCUCUGGGAGGCACGCCGUAUGAGGCAUGGGGUCAACAUGAAGUUCAUCGAUCUACUACUCAUCGAUGGGCAUGCCUCUUUGUGUUAUGAUUCUAUUUUUCUAAGUUAG